AUGGAAUGCAAGAGGAACGUAUCAGAAUUUCUUCUUAUGGGGCUGUCUUCUAAGCAGAACAUUCAAGUGUUUUGCUUUGUGUUCUUCUCACUCUGUUACCUUGCCAUCUUGUGUGGGAAUCUGCUGAUCCUUAUCUCAGUUAGAUGCAGUUCUCUGUUCAACCAACCCAUGUACUAUUUCCUCAGUCAUUUAUCUUUUAUGGACAUUUUUUAUACCUCCUGUGUGACACCCAAAUUGAUUGGAGAUCUGCUAGUGAGAAGAAAAUACAUCUCUUAUACAAAUUGCAUGCUACAGGUCUUUGCCAUGCACUUCUUUGGUAUUAUUGAAGUCUUAAUUUUAACAGCCAUGGCCUUUGACCGUUGUGUGGCCAUCUGCAGGCCUCUCCACUACAUGGUCAUCAUGAGCAGAACCAGAUGCCAUAUCUUGAUCUGGGUUUCUUGGAUUGGUGGGGCUGCACACUCUUUUUCUCAGUUUUGCUUGCUAAUUUGCUUGCCUUUCUGUGGCCCCAAUGAAAUAGACCAUUACUACUGUGACAUUUUCCCUUUGCUAAAAGUUGCUUGUACUGACACCACCAUCGCUGGUGUCCUGGUGGUUGCCAAUUCAGGACUGAUUGCUUUGGUAACCUUUGUUAUCUUGUUUGGUUCAUAUGUGGUUAUACUGUUCACAUUAAGAAAUUACUCUGCAGAAGGAAGACACAAAGCCCUUUCUACCUGUGGAUCCCAUAUUACUGUGGUUAUUUUAUUCUUUGGACCUUCCCUCUUUGCUUACCUUAGACCUCCUACUACUUUUCCUGAGGACAAAAUCUUUGCUCUAUUUUACACCAUCAUUGCUCCUAUGUUCAAUCCCCUCAUAUAUACUUUAAGAAAUUUGGAGAUGAAGAAGGUUAUAAAAAAGGUUUGGUGUCAAAAGAUAUUUUUAGAAGAGAAACAUCGUUAA
This is a messenger RNA of Arvicanthis niloticus (Nile rat), 936 nucleotides long. Lineage: Eukaryota; Metazoa; Chordata; Mammalia; Rodentia; Muridae. The record is from RefSeq and is a predicted model, not a curated record.